AUGGAUCUCUCCGAGGUACUUCGAGGCAUCGAUGCCACCCGGCCUUUGUCGAGUCCGUCGAGUCGACGGCAGAAGAGAGGGAGCGGUGGCACCAGCAUCGGCAGCAACAUUAGCUUGGGUGAUCAUCGUCCCCCGCCGGCACACCCCCCUUGGCAGCGUUCUGCCCUGCCGGAACGACCGCCCUUUGAGAACGAUCGGUACGACUUGACGAAAUCAUUGCUGCACCUCGCGGCGGCUUUCGACGUGGAAGUGACCGUUCAGAAUCAACUCCCGAGCCCUGUCGCUGAAUACCCCUUGUUCCCCUUCGAGGUUGGCCCGACGCCGCGUUCGCAACUCCUUCCUUUGGAGGCAUACCUGAUGGAUGUGAAUGAUCAUGAGCGGCGCCUGCUAGGCCUCUGCCGCUGCCCACCUCCGGACCCCCUCCAUUGGACGGACUCUCCUGGAAGCCCAGGCGGGCACUCGACGGUGUUCGCGGAGCCGAAUGAGGACGGCUCGGAAGGGCCAUCACGAUCCCAUCGGGAUCGUCAUGAGUCGAACACGCCCGGCGGCCCGGAGCCUUCAGGUGAACGAUUCGGCUUGCGGAACGCAAAACGACCAGCGACGGAAGAAUCGCACCUCGGUUCUCGACCUCCAGAGAAGCAACGACGUCUGGAGACGAUUUCCAUCGACCCGGAUUAUGUUGAUGCCGAGGCCGACUCCCUCAAGUCCUCAUCGUUGCCUGACAUUCUGGACCCCGGUGCGCCCGUCGCCAGGCGCCAUCUUCGCCUCGACACUGAGCUCAAGGAUGCAGGGUUCGGGCCACUUGGGGACAACGGAUUUAGUUUGCGGCAUUAUCACAGGGCGAAGGAGCCUCGGCCCGACAGGGUGCGGAUUCAGAGACAGAAGAGGGUAAGGAAGCACAAGGAGACUGGAUGA
This is a messenger RNA of Drechmeria coniospora, 915 nucleotides long. RefSeq lists its product as uncharacterized. Lineage: Eukaryota; Fungi; Ascomycota; Sordariomycetes; Hypocreales; Ophiocordycipitaceae. The record is from RefSeq and is a predicted model, not a curated record. Bases 1 to 915 code for a protein of 304 amino acids. The transcript has 3 exons.